AUGGAGCAGUGGCCCGACGGCGCCAAAUACGAAGGGCAGUACCUCGCGGGCAAGAAGAGCGGCAAAGGCAUCUUCACCUGGGCAGACGGAAGCGUUUAUGAAGGAGAGUUUCGCGGAAACGACAUAGAAGGGUUUGGGGUUUACCGCUGGGCCGACGGCCGCCAGUACGAAGGCCAGUGGCUGCGGAACCGCAUGCACGGCCAGGGGCGUUUUCGCUGGGCGGACGGGAGGGUUUACGAGGGGCAGUACCGCCACGACCAGAAGCACGGAAAGGCGAGGGGGACCUUCUUUUGGCCGGACGGGCGGCGGUACGUGGGCAGCUGGCAGCAGGGGAAGCAGCACGGCUGUGGGGUUUAUAUAACAGCAGCAGCAGAGCAGCGCGUGGGGGAGUGGGAGGAGGGCCGCCGCAUUCGCUGGCUCAAGGAGCAGCCGCAGGAGCUGCAGCAGCAGCAGCAGGAGCUGCAGCAGCAGGAGCAGCAGCAGCAGCAGCAGCAGCAGCAGCAGGAGCCCGCCUCGCAGCAGCAGGAGAGCACUGCCUAG
Molecule: messenger RNA, 540 nt
Organism: Eimeria necatrix
Lineage: Eukaryota; Apicomplexa; Conoidasida; Eucoccidiorida; Eimeriidae
Product: MORN repeat protein, putative
Exons: 3
Coding region: 1-540 (179 amino acids)
Source: RefSeq, a predicted model, not a curated record